UCAGUGUCAUGGCGCCCACUAAGAGCCAAUUGGCUUCAUAAACCUUACCGCGAAAACAAUAGGAAGCUCGAUCCAAUCUUUUUUUUUAGAUCAGUGAGUCGAGCCUUUGGCAACAGCGUAGGACCAUUGGCAGAGUUGCUGUCGCGACGAGCCCAGGGAAGUGUUGCGAAUUUAAUUAGCGACAGUUUCUAGUGUCGUAAGACAGUUUUUUGUCAGCGGAAAUAAGGCCUCAAGUCCAUUUGACUGCAUGGAAGAAAUUCUGCCGGAACGGUGAUGGGACAGUGACAUGAUGAAUAAUGUGAAUCGCCCUUUAAAGGUCACUAUUGCGCAUGUGCGCGGCCGAUGGCGGUUUCUUCUCACCGCAUAUUCCUCUUCAGCUCGACUUGUGAUUGGUGGAAAACCUGAUGCUAGGGUUCCAAAUUAUGUGGUGUGGACCUGCUGGGAUACAAGACGACCCAAGAGUUCCUAUAAGGUGCCAUGGCGUCCUAACCCUGGACCUGUCACUGUCACUGGUGGAGAACAUGCCUUGCAGUGUGCGGAAUGGCUUCACUUAGGAUCGGACUGCGAGGUUAUGGUAGAUAAAGCCACUGCAAACAACCAAUGCCUGUCUGAAGUGAGCCAAAUGGUGAGGGUGGUCAGGAGACGAGUUUUGGUGGAGGACCUAAAAGGGACAUUUUUUUUUUCUUUAUAGGAUCAGGAAGGAAGCUUAAACAUCUAUGAUUGCGGGGACACUAUUAAAUUUGUGAUACGGUGAAACACAUAUGUGAUUUAAAGCAUUCUUUACUUUUUUAUUGUUCGUUAGAAAAAAUACAUUUAUGUGAUUUUAUUGAAACAUAUAUCCUUUGUCUACCAGAUGUAUCUCUAUAGUCAAUAAAUAUUAUUACGACAA
Molecule: messenger RNA, 889 nt
Organism: Penaeus monodon (black tiger shrimp)
Lineage: Eukaryota; Metazoa; Arthropoda; Malacostraca; Decapoda; Penaeidae
Exons: 2
Coding region: 287-691 (134 amino acids)
Source: RefSeq, a predicted model, not a curated record